Messenger RNA from Helianthus annuus (common sunflower), 1662 nucleotides. Its product is annotated as heat shock factor protein HSF30. The record is from RefSeq and is a predicted model, not a curated record. Gene Ontology annotation, molecular function: DNA-binding transcription factor activity; RNA polymerase II cis-regulatory region sequence-specific DNA binding. The transcript is spliced from 2 exons. Lineage: Eukaryota; Viridiplantae; Streptophyta; Magnoliopsida; Asterales; Asteraceae. The coding region runs from base 214 to 1329 and encodes 371 amino acids. Gene Ontology annotation, biological process: regulation of transcription by RNA polymerase II. Gene Ontology annotation, cellular component: nucleus.
AUGUCUCAGAUUUGGACUGUACAAAUGGCAGCACCUCCAUGAGUCUUUCGACACCUCUCACUUUCUCUCUCUCUCACUGACCCGCCACCGCUAACCACCGGCAUCUAUCCUUCUUAUAGCAUCCAUCUCACACACCCAUAACAAAGUUUUCAUAUAUUCUCCUUCAAAAACACACACACACAAACAAACAAACUUGUUUUUGAUUUGUACUUCAUGGCAGGAGUAGUAAAAGAGUUUGACUCUAGUCAUGAUAUGUUCAAAGUCAGAGAAGAACCCAAGGUCGUUUUUAAUAAUAAAGAUUUGUCUGAAGAGAUGAUGAAGAUUAAAGAGGAACCCAUGUUAGUGUUUGAUGAGCAUGAAGAUUUUGUUGGUGGUGAGGAGGCACCGAAGCCGAUUGAAGGGCUGAGAGACGGCGGACCUCCGCCGUUUCUCAAGAAAACGUUUGAAAUGGUGGAUGACCCAACAACAGAUUCAAUUAUUUCAUGGAGUAGUUCUAAAAAUAGUUUUAUUCUUUGGGAUCCUCAUAAGUUUUCUACUGAUCUUUUGCCGCAGAGAUUCAAGCACAAUAAUUUCUCUAGCUUUGUUCGUCAACUAAACACUUAUAGGUUCAAGAAAAUCGAUCCUGACCGAUGGGAAUUCGCAAACGAGUUUUUCCAAAAGGGUAAGAAGCAUUUGUUAAGAGACAUAAAGAGGAGAACAAACCAGCCACAAAACACACAAAAACAAGAGGAAAUCAGGAAACAAGAACAACAACAAUGUUGUGGUCAUCAAACAAACUCUACAAUGGAGACCGAGCUAAAGAAUCUAAGAAAAGAAAGAAUCACACUUAAACAAGAGAUCUUGAAGAUGAAACAGCAACAAGAGAACACCGAAAAGCAUUUGGAAAUGGUUGAAGAACGUAUGCUAAGAAUGGAGUUCAAGCAACAGCAGCUGUUAGUUUUCAUGUCUAAAGCGUUUAGAAAUCCGAUUUUCGUUAAGCUUUUGCAACAUCUGGUGCAAAAACAAAAAACGGGAAGUGUCGAAAUGUGCAAAAAGCGAAAACUUGAGCAAAUGCUAGACACUGAUGAUCUCGAUCGUUUUCAAGAAAUGUGGAAUAUGAUUGAACCUGAUGCGUAUACUGUGUUGUCAUCAGAUGGAUCAGUAAGCCCGCCUGAAGAUCAAAACACGAGUGACAAAUCUGGAUCCAACGGUUCAGAUUACAAUUCGGAAAGCUUUAUAUUGUGGGAGAAACUAAUGGAGGACGAACUGAUAUUCGGCGGUGAACAAUCGGGUAAAGAUCAAACAGAAACUUAUCUCCAAGAGUGGGAAGAGUUAAUCCCAAAAGCUUAAGGGGGAUUCUGAUGCAUUCAUGUGAUCGUUAUCAUCGGUAACAUGAUAAAGAGCAUCUGGUAGGGUGCUGCAGUGAUCGGGUAAGCUUUAUCUUCUGGUACUGGGCAGUUGAUGUAGAUGUAGAAACAAAUGGGGUACAGUAUAGGUGUUUGUGUGUGUGUUGUGUUUGUUUUUGUUGUAUUUUGGUUGGGGUCUUGUAGAAAUAACGAUGACAAUAAACUCCUUAGUUUCUAGUAGAAUUUAGGGUUGUAAAUCAAGGUAGUUCUCCAUGUAAAUGAGUUAGUUUGUGUUGUAUUUCAUAACUGACGAGGUAAUUAUAUGAUCUUUUCAUUG